AUGGUAAUGGCCGGCGGUGGCGGCUCGCCUGCCACCGAAAUCAAAUGGAUCCACAAUAGCAAACCAAUCGAAGAGACGGCCGUCCACCCAAGCCGCAAAGUUUUCCCCAAUCGCAUCGUCAUCAGGCGGCUGCAUAAGGGUGACACGGGCAACUACGGAUGCAACGCGACCAACAGAAUCGGCUACGUCUACGAGGAUGUCUACUUGAACGUGUUGGCAUUGGCGCCCGACAUCGAAGACUCACCGGACGACACGGCAACCGUCGACGGAUCGGCCGUCAAUCUGACGUGCAAAGCCUUUGGCUCACCCAAACCGCUCGUCAAAUGGAUCCGCGACGGGUUGGAAUUGACAGGCGGCCGCUAUCGCGUUAUGGACAGCGGUGAUCUGGAAAUUAGGGAUAUGACCUUUACAGACGCUGGUGUAUAUUCGUGUCACGGAACCAACACAUUCGGAUCAGCCAAUGCCAAUGGAACUCUGAUCGUGAAAGAGCGCACCGUCAUCAGAGACGGACCCGAAGACUAUGAAGUGGCUGCCGGGCAGACGGCCACUUUCCGAUGUAACGCGUAGCCGACUCGUCGCUGAACAUGACGAUCGAGUGGCUCCACGCGGACCAGUUGAUCAAUUUUGAGCAAGAGCCACGCUUCGUCCAGUUGCAGAACUCGUCGCUGAUCAUCAUGAAGACGACAGAGUUGGACACGGGCGACUACACAUGCCGUGUAAAAACCAUCCUGGACAUGGCAGAGGCCAAGGCCACU
Daphnia carinata is the source of this 755-nucleotide messenger RNA. Its product is annotated as neuroglian-like. Gene Ontology annotation, molecular function: axon guidance receptor activity. Gene Ontology annotation, cellular component: axon; plasma membrane; neuronal cell body. The transcript has 4 exons. NCBI's taxonomy places the organism in Eukaryota, Metazoa, Arthropoda, Branchiopoda, Diplostraca, Daphniidae. The coding region runs from base 1 to 567 and encodes 188 amino acids. Gene Ontology annotation, biological process: homophilic cell-cell adhesion; synapse organization. The record is from RefSeq and is a predicted model, not a curated record.